Molecule: messenger RNA, 996 nt
Organism: Limanda limanda (common dab)
Lineage: Eukaryota; Metazoa; Chordata; Actinopteri; Pleuronectiformes; Pleuronectidae
Product: B-cell receptor CD22-like
Exons: 6
Coding region: 58-996 (312 amino acids)
Source: RefSeq, a predicted model, not a curated record
UGUGACAGACUGAUACAAGUGGGUCCUCUGAGAAAUCCAGUUGUAGUCCCACAUGAGAUGGAGGCUCAGACAGUCACGUGGCUGGUUUUUCUGGCCCUAAUAAAACAUGUUUCUACAAAUAAGCCUGGAAGUCCUGUUGAAUAUAAGCCGAAGAAGGCGAGCAUUUCUGUCAGUGGCUCUUCUAAUAACCAAGUGAAAGUUGGUCGUUCUCUCACGUUAACCUGUGACACCGAUGCCAAUCCUGCCUCGACGACUUACUCCUGGUCCAGCAGCAAAUAUCAACAAACUGACUCACGGUGGAAGCCGACAAACAGACGAGAGCUGAGUUUAACAAUACAAAGAGCAGAUGAAGAUUGUUACAGCUGCAGCGCCUCAAACCGCAUUGGUAGAGGGGAUGAGAGUCAACCAGUGUGCAUACAAGUACUGUACCCGCCCACUGAACCUAUACUGUCUAUGAGUUCUGAGGUCACAGAAGGUCAGACCACCACCGUCAGCUGCACUGUUGAAAGUUUCCCACAGUCAACUCUCACCUUGAUGAGGACCAACACAUAUCAGGCUUUUGUAAUCGCUGAAAAUAAUCUUAAUUCUCGACCCAACAACUCUUUCUCCCACACGUUUACUGUGACUUCAGCUGACGCUGGCUGGUACGUCUGCCGUGCCCAGAACACUGAGGGCUCAAAGGACAGCAAGUGGAAGGAGUUGGUGGUGAAAUACAGUCCCAAAAAUUUGACAGUUCAAGCCAAUCCUUGUCUUGAUGUGAAGGAAAAUUCGUUGUUGACACUGAACUGUUCUGCCGAGUCCAACCCACCAGUGAGCUCUGUCACCUGGAGGAAGACGACUGAUGGGAGAGAGGAAAUCAUCCAACAGACUCAGACUCAGACCUUCAGGGUGAAUUCAGCCAGUCCCUCUGACAGUGGACUGUACAGCUGUGAAGCCACCAAUGACAUUGGAAGUGGAAAGUCACAGCCAGCUGAGGUUAAAGUCAGAUGUGAGUAG